Helobdella robusta is the source of this 2200-nucleotide messenger RNA. RefSeq lists its product as hypothetical. The record is from RefSeq and is a predicted model, not a curated record. Gene Ontology annotation, biological process: carbohydrate transport. Bases 188 to 937 code for a protein of 249 amino acids. The transcript is spliced from 8 exons. Gene Ontology annotation, cellular component: membrane. Gene Ontology annotation, molecular function: sugar transmembrane transporter activity. Lineage: Eukaryota; Metazoa; Annelida; Clitellata; Rhynchobdellida; Glossiphoniidae.
AUGUGCACCAUCUGAUAAAUGAAAAUCUGCUACUUUUUAGGAAAUUUAAUGUUUAAAAAUUAAUAAUUAAAUAAUAAUUCAAGUAGAUCGAUAAAUAAUUGUCAUUUUUAUUCAUUAACAAUUUGUUUUUUAUUCAUUAAAAAAAUUUUAAUCCUGAAAUAAUAUAAAUCCAUCAGCAUCUGCAGAGAUGAGUUUUGGCUUUGGAGAGCUGCUGGAAAAUUUUACAAUCGGCCUGACACUAAUCCUCCACUUAUCCGGAUUGUCAGCAUGUCAGUGCAUGGUUAGAAGCAAAUCCACGAAAGGAGUCCCAUACUUGAUUUUUAUAUUCUCCACAAUUAGUUGCAUAAUCAUGAUAAAAUAUGCUUGCAUAUUGGAACAGCCAAAGCUAAUAUUCUUGAAUUCAGUGGGCUUGGUCCUCUAUGUUAUCUACAUAUCAUUGUAUCUCAUGUAUGCUGAUAACAAGGCAUACGACCUAGCAAUAUUAGGCUCUCUCCUAGCAGUCCCUAUCUCUCUUUUAUUCUUCACCUCCGGAUGGAUAAGUGCCAACAAUGGUGGUGAUAAAAAUGGAGAUGGUGAUGCCAGCGGUAAGGGAGAUGUGCUGAAUGUUCUUGGCAGUGCGCUUACCAUCAAUGCACUCUUCCUUAUAUCUAUCCCUUCUAUUGAAGUGUAUCACAACUUAGUGAACAGAAACAGAGAAGGCAUGCCGUUGGUGAUGAUCAUUUCAGGAUUAGCUUGUUUCAUAUCAUGGCUAGCCUAUGGAAUUAUGCUGAAUGAUAUCUUCAUUUAUCUCCCGAACGGAAUUGGAAUGAUGGUGCAGGCUUUGAAGUUGUAUGCGUUCGUCGCGUUUGAUGAUGACGGUGGGGACGAUGUUGGAGAAGGAGGAGGGGGAGGAGGUGGGGGUGGAGGGCGUGGUGGUGCUAGAAAGAAGAAGAAGUAGUGAGGAUAUGAUGAUGAUGGUGAUGAUGAUUAUGGUGAAGAUGAUUAUGGUGAAGAGAAGGUAGUGGUGAUGUUUUUACUGUCAGCUGCUACUGAUGAUGAAGUAAAUGAUGAUGAAAAUGAUGAUGAUGAUAUAGAAGAUGAUCUCAAAUGUUUCUCGAAAGUGAUGAAACUUUAAACAGGAGUGACGCACCGACACCUCGCGCUCCCUUAAGGUCGUCUGUCGCUUCGUCAGUCUAGCAAUGGACAUUUAAAAAUCGAAGUAUUUGCCAUGCUUCGUGAUACAUUUUAUUUGCGAACCCAAUUUGUGUGAGUUAUAAAAUACUGUUACUGCUACUAUUAUUAUUAUUACUACUGCUGCUGCUGUUGCAGUUACUACCGCAGCUAACGCAGUUAAUUUUUGUACUGUAAUUAUAAUUGCUUGUCUGAGGUAAUGUCUGGCGUCUGUCUGGCAGAAAGAACUAACUUUUUGAUUUCGUUUUUUAAGAAUUAUUUAAAAUGCCACAAAAUGAUAUAUUAUUCAUCAUUUUUAUCAGUUUUUUAUAGAAAUAAUUAACAAUAGAAGUUAAAUUUUAGAAUGAACCUAUAGAUAAGACUGUCUCAAAGAUACAUAGCAUGAGUGCAUGCAUGCGCACAUCUGUCAUUUUAUUCAAACGAUUUUUUUUUCUGCGGGAGAUAAACUAUAUUUGUUAUAUUUUAUUAUUAAUUAUAAUAAUAAUUAUUAUAUACGUACAUAUAUAUAUAUAUAUAUAUUAUUCAGUUAUUAUUUUCAUUAUUAUUUUUGUUAUUAAAAAAUCAAGUUAACUUACUAUGGCGAAUUUUCUUUGGAGCUGUGAUGUCUGUAUUUUACAACUUUAAAUAAUAAUUAAUCAUAAUAGUAAUCAUUAUAAUAAUUAUAACACAAUUAUAUAAAUUGGUUGCGACUGAAUUUUGGCGCAUUCUGCAACAUCCGCAUCAUUCGCAUACACUCGCGUACAAUAAAUAAUGUACAGUGCAUACGUAUUGUACACACACACGCGUCCACAUCCAUAUAUAGGUAUCGGCGUAUUUAAGGCAGUAUGUUUUCUGAUUACAUAUUUUGUUGAAUUUCAUUCCAUCGAGUUCAACAAAAUAUAGGUACAUAUAUAUAACAUAUAAAUAUAUAUGCUGGAAGGAGACCAUAUUUUAUACGGUAUUGUAUAAAUUCUAACGAGUUGUUGACAUUAAUCAAUUUUUAGUUUGACUUUUCAAUUUACCUAACAAGAAUUUUCUGGACAUUGUUCAA